Molecule: messenger RNA, 804 nt
Organism: Mycena indigotica
Lineage: Eukaryota; Fungi; Basidiomycota; Agaricomycetes; Agaricales; Mycenaceae
Exons: 3
Coding region: 1-804 (267 amino acids)
Source: RefSeq, a predicted model, not a curated record
AUGACAAUGUCGACCCAACCCUCUCGGAGCGUCGACGAAUCCAGUGCAUUCUCCUCGUCUUUGAGCCGAACUCAACCGCUCGACACCGCAAGAUAUGCCGCACCUGUAUCACACCUCUACCAUAACUCGCCGAGCGCGACUCUAGUCGACUUCAGCACCAACCCUUUGACGUGGCCUAUAGAUUGGUAUCUCGCUGGCCCAGACGAAGAGAUUGGCGAUGAUGAAAUCGGCCCACCACCAAUGCUCGCAACACAUGCCCCUCCUGUCGUGUCAAAUAAUUCCCAUCCCACCCCAACCCGCCACGAUUUGGACCAUUCCAUUCCCGCAACACCGACCGGGGCGUGGCAGAUGUUUUUCUGUUCUCCCCCUACCCCUCGUCUUGGUCGUCCACUCCCGCCACAACCUGAAACCCCAACACCCGCACCACGUCUGAAACACAAGCGCACAACGUCUUCACAAGUGACUGGCCAUGCUCUAUCCAUCAAUCCUUCGACUCUGCACAACACUAUCACCCAACACUUGACUACGAAUGCGGACAAAGAGAACGCAAACGCUAGCCCGCAACUCGUUUCUUUUUCGGCUCCUGUCGCACCUACUCUUCGGCGAUCAAAUCGUCUCGCUGCAACCGUUACAAAGGACCAGGCACUAGCACCCAGUCGUAAGCACUCCGCGCCAUAUCGCAGAGAGCCCCGCUCCCGUAUCAGUAACGGCAAACAACUGCCCAAAGGCCUCGCUAACAAGUCCAAACAGUCGAAGACGAAGAUACUACGGCAACAGCAAUCAAGCAGUGGAGGCCUACCUUAA